Messenger RNA from Centruroides sculpturatus (bark scorpion), 1701 nucleotides. RefSeq lists its product as uncharacterized. The transcript has 4 exons. NCBI's taxonomy places the organism in Eukaryota, Metazoa, Arthropoda, Arachnida, Scorpiones, Buthidae. The coding region runs from base 80 to 1495 and encodes 471 amino acids. The record is from RefSeq and is a predicted model, not a curated record.
GGUGAAUUCUGGAACUUGGGUUUUCCCGCCAAUACGACACACUUCAAGAACAGGUGUUAUAUUUAAACGAAUAAUUUAAAUGAAGGUAUUUUUACUGGUUGCGACAGUACUGUUUGGAAAUGUAAAACUCUGCUUAUUUGAUGCUACAAUGGAUGCGAGUGAUGUGACAUGGGGUCAUGCAAUUAAUAGUAAUAAAUUAUUGGAAGAAAAUCUUAAAAAUGAUAUAAACUUCUUAGAGGCAGAUGUUUCUUUAGGAGAUGUUAUGGGACCGAAUCCAGAACGCUCUGUUCCUAUUAUGGCUCAUCCACCUAUUGUAACGAGUGAUAUUUCUCUCCAGAGCUGGAUAGAAAAAGUCAUACUAGCUGAAACUGGCAAGGGUGUAAAAUUAGAUUUUAAAUUUAUUGAAAUUGUCGAACCUUCAUUGCAAAUUUUAAAAAGUCACGAAAACAAGUUAACAUUUCCUCUUUGGCUAAAUGCAGACAUUAUACCAGGGCCAAUAAACGCAGAUACAAAACCUGUAGACAGUGCUAAAUUUUUGCAACUCUGUCAACAAUACUUUCCCGCUGCCACUUUAUCUGUAGGUUGGACAACAAAAUUUAGUUUCGAUGGUCAAGGAUCUUACACAUGGCUUCACAUUAAAGAGAUGUUAGAUGCAUUGCACUGUGCCAAAAUAAAACAACCAGUGACUUUCCCCAUACGAGCAAUAUUUGUACAGCAUUCUAUCGAUCAGUUAGUCUGGUUGCUUGGUGCAUUUCCCAAUUCAACUUUGACAGUGUGGAGUUCAGUGAUUGACAAUGUCAGUAUCAGCAGUUUAUUAAAGUUGAGGUCACGUCUACCAUUUUCGUAUGUCUAUUAUGAUUUACCAUCUCUGUUGUUAAAACAAUUUAAUGAAAGCAAAAACAGAAUUCGACCUCCCAGUGUGCCUUAUAAUUUUAAUCACUAUAAAUGGAUUCCAAUUGGAGAUGAAGAAGAAUGCAGUAACAAAACUUUUAUAUCUUCAUCAGGAGCAUUGUUUCCUAGUGGAAAUCAUGGUUUAAUGCUAAACUUGAAACCUCAGAGUGAACUGAAAUUUGAAGGUGAAAUCACAUUUAUUCAUUUGGAAGCAGAAUCAUCACUUCAUUUACUAUUGUAUGAAGGUAAAUAUUUUCCAUCUCCUUUACUUUCUACAGAGAAUUUAUCCAAAGAAUUAAAAACCCGUGCAAUAAUUUCACACACUUUUAGUAAUGAGGAUGUACAUAAAUAUUUUAAAUUAACUUUCGGUCCUCGCAAUGGAUCUUUAGUCAUUUCUGAUAAGAAAACUGAUCAAAAAGUUUUAACACACAAUUUUAAUUAUACUGAAAAUGUUACUAUUAUAUUUAUAUCAGAAGGAGGACCUGCAGUAUUAUAUAAUGCAGGAAACGAAACGGUUUCCUCUUCUGUAAUUCCAAAAUUAUCUGUUAUCAAUGCAUUAGUUGUUGCCAUUUUCUCUCUUAUGAGAUUCUUGCAGAAUAUAUGAAGUUUAUUGUUCAAGAAUGAAGUCUCUCAAGGUUGUUGGUUUUUUUUUUUUUUUAUUAAAUUGGGAAAUAGGCUGUUGCAUUGUUAAUUUGGAAAAACUUUAUUAAUAUAUACAUAUAUAUCAAUAUGUAAGACUAAUUUUAAAAUAGUAUUUCUUAUAUGAUGUUCAUAUGAAGCAUUCUAUUUUUAUACUGGGUUUUGGAGUGU